ACCGUCCUGCUUCGUCACUUCCGUCGUUACGCACUUUCCGGUGUAGCUGAUUCCACCCAUGCUCCAGAAACGGUGAAUUAUUACAACACGAAAGGGACAAACAAGAGCCAGAAAACCCACCGCGAAAAUGUUCAAACUGGAGGGACUCGGCCCUAAAAUGGACCCGGAGGAGAUGAAGAAGAAGAUGAGACAAGAUGUCAUCUCAUCUUUACGAAACUUCCUUAUUUACGUCGCCCUCCUCAGAGCCACUCCGUAUGUGUUAAAGAAGCUGGACAGCAUAUGAACAGAGCUGGUCUCUUCUCCCGUCAUCCACUGAGAGUUUACCACAUCAGAGACACCGAGGACCAUCGUCAGCAGGCGGCUGGGGCCUUCACAGCAAACCCUGUUGAGGACGGCCGUUGUCUGUCCACCACUGCACCUGAGGAAACCCCUCGUUCUCAUUUAUAGUCUGCCUUUUUCUUUGUUAAACAUGUUGUGAUAAUUGUUGAAUGCAAAGUUUGAUAGUGUGUACACUGUAUGCCUGCCAUGUGCACACAAUAAAGGGGAAAACCGUGUUUGUUUGUUUGUUUGUUUAUUACAUAGUAGGUGUGCUCAGUCCUGCACACAUGUUGAAAUGGAAGCUGUUAAACUGCAUUGGAGGUUUUACAGUAACACACCAAACAUGUUCACUGCAAGGUUUGUGAGCAUGUUCAUCGAUGAGUUUUAAUGUAAUCAUGAAAAUAAAACGAGAACAAAGAAAGGAA
Molecule: messenger RNA, 743 nt
Organism: Morone saxatilis (striped sea-bass)
Lineage: Eukaryota; Metazoa; Chordata; Actinopteri; Moronidae
Gene: tomm5
Product: translocase of outer mitochondrial membrane 5 homolog (yeast)
Exons: 2
Coding region: 128-283 (51 amino acids)
Cellular component (GO): mitochondrial outer membrane translocase complex
Source: RefSeq, a predicted model, not a curated record